Molecule: messenger RNA, 369 nt
Organism: Lethenteron reissneri (Far Eastern brook lamprey)
Lineage: Eukaryota; Metazoa; Chordata; Hyperoartia; Petromyzontiformes; Petromyzontidae
Product: gamma-aminobutyric acid receptor-associated protein-like 2
Source: RefSeq, a predicted model, not a curated record
AUGAAGUGGAUGUUCAAGGAAGACCACUCUCUGGAUCACCGCAGCGUGCAGGCGACCAAGAUCCGUGCCAAAUACCCGGACCAUGUACCGGUGAUCGUUGAGAAGGUCGCUGGCUCCCACAUCGGAGACAUCGACAAGCGCAAGUACCUGGUGCUGUCCGACAUCACCAUCGCCCAGUUCAUGUGGAUAGUGCGCAUGAAGAUCCAGCUCGCAGCGGAGAGCGCAAUCUUCCUCUUCAUAGACAAUACGGUGCCACAGUCGAGUCUGAGCAUGGGCCAGCUGUACGAGGAUCACAAGGAUGAGGACGGGUUCCUGUACGUGGCCUACAGCGGCGAGAGCACCUUCGGCUGACUGCAGAGACGCGGAGAC